This is a messenger RNA of Linum tenue, 2944 nucleotides long. Lineage: Eukaryota; Viridiplantae; Streptophyta; Magnoliopsida; Malpighiales; Linaceae. The record is from the annotation of a GenBank genome assembly.
AUCACCCACUCAAAGCUCGAAUAGCCCCGUUUAGCUCACAGUGACGGCAGCAUCGCCGGCUGCAACUCCGUCGUCAACCUCCCAACAUUGUCAUCGGCGACAUAUUCAAAUUUCAAACCUACGGAGAUCUCUUAACAAAGUAACCCUUCUUCAGCUCUACACUCAGAAUGGAUCCUCUUUCAGUUCUCCGUGAAUACACCAUGAAGGACGACCUGAACAAGAUCGUCCGCGUUAACGGCCAGUUCCGCUUCGGCUCCGAUUACUCCUUCCCUUGCUCCGCCGAAACAGCGUACCGUUCCAGAGAAGGCAACCUCUACACCCUCGAAACGCUGGUCCAUUUUCUCCAGUGCGCGAAUCUCAAGCACACCGACUAUCUCCAGAGCUGCCGCGCCCAUGGCGUUCCCUACAUCAGUUUAGUCGACCGGAAGCCGCUUCUUGACUACUUGAAGGGGGUAAUCGCCGAUUCCGACGCCGUCGUUUUCCCUCCAUCAUACCUGCGGCCGCAAGAGCAAAACCCUAAUUCGGCUAGAAAUCUAGGUCACGAUUAUUAUGACGCCCCCAAUUUCGACCCCCUUAAUGAUGCCGCCGUCGAGGAGAUGGAUACUGAUCAGAAUGGUGAAGUGAAGGAUAUCUUGUCAGUGAUCUGCUCGAUGGAGAGGCCAUUGAAGGAUCGGGAGUCUCUGCUGCAGUGUAAGAAAAAGGAUUUCUACAGCGUAUUGGAUUCCUCGAUGAAGAGGGAAGAUGAGCGGCAGAGGAUUGAAUCGCAGCAGAGGAAAGAUGGGUUGGUGUCUAAGAGCAGCAGAUUGAAUGAUGACAGGGGGGCUGGCUAUGGCGAUGAUAACGAUUCAGGGAUGAAGCCGAAACUAAGAGGGAAAAUUGGGGAAGGAGUGCCUAUCAUCUUGGUUCCUAGCGCGUUCCAGACUUUGAUAACUAUUUACAAUGUUAAGGAGUUCCUGGAGGAUGGGAUUUACAUACCUACGGAUGUGAAGGUGAAGCAAAUGAAAGGGGCGAAACCAGAGUGCGUGACUGUGCAAAAGAAGUUUAGCACUGAUAGGAACAAGGUGAUGACUGCUUAUGAGGUUAGGGAUAAACCUUCUUCCCUAAAGUCUGAUGAUUGGGACCGGGUUGUGGCGGUUUUUGUGCUGGGGAAGGAAUGGCAGUUCAAGGAUUGGCCUUACAAGGAUCAUGUGGAGAUUUUUAAUAACAUUAUUGGUUUCUUCAUGCGAUUCGAAGAUGACAGCAUAGAGUCUGCUAAAACUGUGAAACAGUGGAAUGUGAAGAUUAUCUCGAUUAGUAAGAACAAGAGGCAUCAGGACAGGGCAGCUGCAUUGGAGGUGUGGGACAGACUGGAAGAAUUUGUGCGCUCACGAUCACAUUCUUGAAAACGUGCAUCAAUGUUGAAAAGACGAUAUCAGAAGCUGUAUCAGGCUAUCAUCACAAUCCACAAAGAUGUGGAUAAUUUAUUGCCUAAUCAUGUGAAUAUGUCAUCAAGGACAGAUGCUGUCGGGUGUUUAUCAAUCUCCUCCAGUGGCAAUCACUUGGUUGCAUUGCAGGAGGCUUUUACCUUCGAUACAAUAAGACAGUAAUUCACCACUUUGCAGGGAGAGCAUCAGUAUCUCAUGGAGGCAGAAUAACAAUAUGAGGCUGCCGUGAUGAAGAAGAAGAGCAGCAAAGACGUUGGCGCCUUGAUUGAGCUCCCAUCUGAGCUACUAGUUCCGGGCGCACCUCCUAAUCCUUCUGCAAACAAUUCCAUUCCAAAGUAAGAAAGACUUGGUCGAGAGAAAAAGGGAAAAGAAAUUCACUUGCGAUUGGGGGGAAAAGCACCAUGCCUACCUCGAGAACUCGGAGUGAGUGGUACUGGGCUUCCCCCAGGGGACGCACUUGGGGAAGCAGCUGCAGGCAGAAGUUUAUUGUUCAAAGUUAGCAAACCAAUCUUUCAUGUGUUAAAUUCUUUCAGGUAGUAAAUAUAAUAGUAACCAAGAAGAGAGGAGAGAGCGAGCUAGCUCGGUAUCUUGCCAUUGCAGCUGCUCACAGGUGGAGUCUGGACAUUACAAGCAGCAGGCAACUCCAGAGCCCGUGUCUGAUUGAAACCAGGGAUGCCAAACGAAGAGCCACCGCCACUGAGAAGCUGGCACAAGCACAGGGGCGAUAAGCGAACAACUUUGUCGAGCUGGCUGCAGCAGGUCUUGUUGGGACUGGAGUCACUGCCGCUGAUGUAACCGAGGCAGGGGGUCAAGCUGGCGAGCACUGUCGAGCAGUCCAACGACUGAGCACUGGAUCCACCAGCCCAUAGAAGCUGCACGGAAGGAUAUGAUCACAGGGAACGGUCCAAAGCUCUGACUUUGGUAAUUGCUACGUCGACAGCCAUGUGUGGGGUGGUGUUUUAUAGCAGUAGCUGAGGAAACUGCAGAAAGCGAUGUUUUGAAAUCUGGGAGGGUUACCGGCCCUUGUGGAAUCGCGGCCUCGUCGCUUUCGUAGGUAGUAUUGUGUACGUACUUAGGCAGACCAAUUUCCCAUUGACCUCUGUAUUCUGGAUUAUUAAACAGCACAGAUAUAGUUUGGUGAAAAUGUGUUAAUCAUAUUGAAACAUCCUGGGUAGGAGGAAUUGGAGUCUUGGCGAAUUCUGAAUAGGACACUGGAAUUGAAGAGAAGAGGAGAAGGGUUUGAGAAGAGAGUUAGGGAUUGGAGAAGAAGAUGAAGAAAUGCAGAGAUAGGGAAGGAGAAGAAGCAGAGAGGAAGACAGGGAAAGAACAAAGGAAUUUCUGUAAUUGAUAUUCGAUACCUUUCUCCUAACAACACAUCCCUAUUUAUAUGUCACACCACACUAAUUACACAUUGCUCCCCAAACUAAAUCGUAUGACAAUUACCCCCUACUCAUACAUUGGUUAGUUACACAUGUAGUGUCAGCUUUUGACUUAUGUUAUCGAAUACCAGAUUACCAGAU